Gracilinanus agilis (Agile Gracile Mouse Opossum) is the source of this 4021-nucleotide messenger RNA. RefSeq names its product zinc finger protein 106-like. Gene Ontology annotation, molecular function: SH3 domain binding; RNA binding; zinc ion binding. The record is from RefSeq and is a predicted model, not a curated record. Gene Ontology annotation, cellular component: cytosol; membrane. Lineage: Eukaryota; Metazoa; Chordata; Mammalia; Didelphimorphia; Didelphidae.
UGGCAUUGAGGGCGGCGGCUGCAGGGCCCGGCGGGGAGCGAGGGUCCGGGAGCGGGCCACCAGACCCCACCAGGAGGCCAGGGCCGGGGGUGGUGAGGCCCUCCUCGCCAGGGCCUCGGCGGUGCGAUGGAGUAAAGGAAGUCGAGUGCAAGUGAAGUCUUCUGCUCCAGUCACUAUGGUACGAAAACGAAAAUGUAUAUUGUGUCAUACUGUAUACAGCUCAAAAAAGGAAAUGAAUGAACAUGUGCGGAGCAUGCUGCAUCAUAGAGAACUUGAAAACUUGAAGGGAAGGGACAGUGACCAUGAGUGCCGGGUGUGCCGGGUGACAGUGGUGGGCUUGUCAGCUUAUGCAAAACAUAUUUCCAGCCAGUUUCACAAGGAUAAUGUUGAUGCUCAGGAAAGAGAAGAAGAUGGAAAAGAAGAAGAGGUGGAAGAAGAAUACUUUGACAAAGAGCUCGUUCAGCUAAUAAAACAAAGGAAUGAACAAAGCGAUGAAGCAUCUGUUUCUGGCCAAGAAAUAAACUCUGAUGACAGACGACAGUGGCGAAGAGAAGACCGAGGAGCUUACCAAGAGAGAGAUGUUUAUGAUCAGCCAUCGUGGCACCAUCGUGCACCACUUCAGCGGGAUUGGAAGUGGGAGAAGGAUGGCUUCAAUGGUGGUCGGAAAAAUAACUUUCCACAUUCCUUGAGGAAUGGUGGUGGACCAAGAGGACGUUCUGGGUGGCACAAAAGUGGUCCAGGGGCAACUUCAAAUUGGUAUCACAACCACAAUAAUUCUGGAGGUGGUUGGCAUCCAAACAAUGGAACAGUAGAUUGGCAUCAUGGUGGUACAGGAAGGAAUUCCAACUGGCAUUCUGAAGGAACAGAUGGUUUUUGGCACAUGAACAACAGUAGUGGAAACUGGCAAUCCAAGGCACGAGGUACAAAAAGUUGGAAUUAUAGUGGCCCUGGAGACAUAUUUCAGCCUGGGAGAAACAGGAAUUCUAACUGCCAAAUUGAUGACAUGACCAUGUUAUGGAACAAGAAAUCUAAUAAAUUAAAUAAGUAUAAUCAAGGGAGAUAUACACGGCAAAGGCAAGAGAAUAGAGGUCCUACUAAAGAUGAUAAUGAUUACCUAUUAGAUUUUACAAGUGAUAAGCUUCCUUCAGAGGGCUUACUUGACUUCAGCACUUCUGAGCAACCUGAAAGUCAAACCUCUAAGCAAGCAGAAAUUAUAGUACCUAAGAUGAGUGGAAAGAGUGGUAAUGUAUCAAAGGAUAAAAUACAUCGCUGGACUCUUUACCCCUCCCCCAAAAUUGUAGAGCCACAACAACCAGGGUUGAAGGAAGCAACUGCUAAAAAGUCAGAGGUGGUAGAUGAACCUCCUUUUCUUUUUCACCUAAUAACUGCUUGUGGGAAAGAUCCCAAGACUAAUAAUACAGAUAAUUCCACAAAGCUGAAAACACAGAAAGAAAACCAGUCGGGGUCCUUUGAUCACAAGGUCACUUCUGAUCACACUGUUUCUAGUGAGGCAAUGACCACUUGCCCGUCUAGAGUAAUACCUGAACAGGAGAACAGUUCACAUAAAAUGCCAUCACUAAAGUCUCCACUCCUUCCAUUCCCAAACACUAGAUCCUCAUCUCAAAAACAAGAUUCAAAGAACCUCUCGAAAAAUACAAAACCUUUGUCUGCAACUCCUGGAGAAUGUCAGAAUCACUCAAAUACACUUAGCUUAGAAGACAACCAGAAUUCCUCUUAUGUAUCUAAACUACGUAGUUCUUGUUCUUGUGUAUUAAAAGGAAAUAAAACUGUGCUUGAUGGGACUCAGAAAGAGCCUGUUGACAAUUUAAGUGAAAUCUUGAAGAAAGGUAAGGAGGUGUUGAAAUGUAGUCAGCCCCUACAAAAUCCACUCCUGAGCAAUGCCAAAAGUAUCAGGAGCUCUGCAUCAGAAAGUAAGAAUGGGGAAGAGUCUGUGAAAGGCUCUUUGAACACUGAGCUUCAAGAAUGUGCACCAGAAGAUAGAGGUGAAGCAGAGCUAUCAGAUCUUGAAAAACAUGGUGCAAAAGUCGAAAAUCUUGGUCCCUUAAAUCCCAAAGGUUCACUUUGUGGCGCUUUAGAAUGUGAACAUCCUGUAACUGAGAAAGAGAGAGAUGACAAAACUAAUAAAACAACUGAGAAAUGCUCUAUUAAUUCAGAUGGCUCCACAGUUCACCACAAAGAAUCAGAGUUUCAAAUGGAGUCUGCAGCAUCUGCAGGUAGUCCUCAGUCAGGCUUACUGCUAGACUUGAAAACAUCAUUGGAAGAUAUCCAGAUUGAAGAACCUGUCAAAUCAGGUUUGCCUUUUGAAACAGAAAGCUUUGAGAGCAGUAAUUUGGAUGUUGACCUCCAGAAAGGAGGCACAAGGCAACCUUCAGGCUCUCUGCUUCCUGAACUAAGCAAACUUGGUUUUCCUGCCUCUCUCCAGCGAGAUCUAACCCGGCACAUCAGUUUGAAAAGCAAACCUGGGGCUCAUCUUCCUGAGCCCAAUCUCAAUAAUGCACGCCGCAUUCGAAGUGUUAGUGGCCAUCGAAAGAGUGAGACAGAGAAGGAGUCAGGACUCAAACCAACUCUAAGGCAGAUUCUGAAUGCUUCUCAAAGAAAUGUCAACUGGGUACAGGUCAUUCAGCAGGUAACCAAGAAGAAGCAGGAGCUGGGCAAAGGUUUACCCAGGUUUGGCAUAGAGAUGGUACCAAUAGUUCAGAAUGAGCAGGAAGUGUUGGAUUUGGAUGAGGAACCUGACCUGUCCAGUUUAGAAGGUUUCCAGUGGGAAGGUAUUUCCAUUGCUACAUCACCUGCACUGGCAAGAAAACGUAGUCUUUCUGAGAGCAGUGUGAUCAUGGACAGGACUCCCUCCAUGUACAACUUCUUCACUGAGCAGGCUACAGGAAAGGAAAAUGAACCCCAGCAGAUUGUUCCACCCAGUAAUUCACUGCAGACAGCUCAAGGUCAGAAAGCAAACGUGAACUUUAAACAGGACAUGAUGCCUCUGGCUUCCUCCUCCAGGGCAGGCGAAAGGGUUGAAAGUGUUGCCACUCGAAGGAGGCAUAGUGCCCAGUUGCCCCCUGACCAAAUGAUAUCCUUGAUGCGCUCUGCCAGACAAGAAGAACUGAACAGGCAGGAGAGCUCAACACCUCUUUCUGAGAAUCAAAACACUCAGGAAAGUAAUGGAGAAGGGAACUCGUUAUCGUCUAAUGCCUCCUCAGGUCUUGGCAUCUCUAGUUUGGUGGAUGCUGCUACAGACAGCAGUUGUACCUCUGGGGCGGAGCAGAAUGACGGCCAGGGCCUCCGGAAGAAGCGCAGGGCAACUGGAGAUGGAUCUUCACCUGAGCUUCCAAGUCUGGAAAGAAAGAAUAAAAGAAGGAAAAUUAAAGGCAAAAAAGAACGUUCUGAGGUUGACCAACUGCUGAAUAUUUCUUUACGGGAGGAGGAGCUGAGUAAAUCCUUGCAGUGUAUGGAUAACAACCUUCUGCAGGCCCGGGCAGCCCUUCAGGCAGCUUUUGUGGAAGUCCAGAGACUCCUUAUGCUGAAACAACAGAUAACGAUGGAGAUGAGUGGCCUGAGGACCCACAGAAUACAGAUUCUACAAGGAUUACAAGAAACUUAUGAACCUCCUGAGCGGACAGAACAGGUCCCCUGCAGCCCUUCCCGUGAGCGAAAGAGCAGAUCUCAGACAGCUGCUGAUCCCCCUCCUCUGCCUAGUCCUUUUUUCCCUCUCUUUUUGGAGACUCCCCCUUCCCAUAUAUCACCAUCUGCCCCUGGAGUGCCACUUUGGGUGUGCACACCUCCUGCUUUCCAGGCUCCUGGGAGUAUCACAUGCCCAGCUCCAGACUCAUCAGUGCAGAUUAAACAAGAGCCCAUGUCUCCUGAGCAAGAAAAUGUGAAUGCUGUGCUACAGGAUUCUGCCUGCAGUGCUUCUGAGGAAUUGCUACAAACGAAUAGUAUGUCAGUCAGCUUUCUUCUGCAUUAAGGAUAGAUAAUCUUAAGGAAGGGAAAUAGGGCCACA